This is a messenger RNA of Paramecium primaurelia, 1407 nucleotides long. The record is from the annotation of a GenBank genome assembly. NCBI's taxonomy places the organism in Eukaryota, Ciliophora, Oligohymenophorea, Peniculida, Parameciidae.
AUGGACGAUAGCAGAUCAGAAAAACAUACACAUAAAAUGGUAUACUUAUAUAAUAUAUAUUAGAAUAUCGACCAUAUAAAAGAUGAAAAUAUAUUCUGUUUAAUUUGUGAAGAAUAAGAUUAUACAGAGUAAAACUAAAUAAUAUUUUGUGAUGGAUGUGAUGUUACUGUUCAUUAAGAGUGUUAUCAUGUUGUAAAUUUAGGAGCAAAAUGGUAUUGCCAGAAAUGUUUGGCAUUAAAUGAUGACAGAGAUUAAUAAAUCAAUUGUUAAUUUUGUCCAGAAUAAUACUAAAUACUUGAAUUAGUUCAAAUAAAUGGAUAACAAUAAUGGGUAUUAAAUAUAAUUUAAAUAAAUUAAGGCUCAUUCAAGUUGUUUGAAAUGGAACCCAUUUUUAGUUUAAAAUCCUUAAAGUUAUAAUUUAUACACUUGUGAGAUAGAUCUUCAAACAGGUUACAAGUGUCGUUAUUGUUAAAAGAUUGAUGGUUUUCAAUUAGAAUGUCAAUAUAAGGGAUGUUAGGAAGCAUUUCAUAUAGGAUGUUUGAAGGUGAAUGGAGGGAUUAUGAAUAAGGAGGCAAUGGAAUGUAUACACAUAUACAUGAAACCGUAUUUAAAAAUUCAGGAUGAGAAGCUGUUAUUUUGUGUAGAGCAUGUAGAAGAAUUAUUGUGUAAAUUGGAUGAGAAUUAGAAAAGCAUAAUUGAAGAGAGUAAUAUAGAGAUUGAUUCAUUUUAGAGUAUUUAAAAAUGAGAAGUGAAAGAUUGCAUUCUUAUUAUGUCUACAAUAGGAACAAUAAAUAAGCGAUUGAUAUUAAGAAUGAGACUAAAACAACUAGAAAAUAAAAAAAUUAUGAAGAUAUGCUAUUUGAUGAGGUAGUUCAAUUGAAAUAGUUGAAAUAAGCAAAAAUACCAAUAAAGGAUAAAAAGGUUAAAAUGUAAUUUAAGGAGUAUAUGACAAGGAAACUAAAUGAUUAAUUACAUAAAUUAAGAGAUGAUUUUAUGAGAAAAAAUCAUAAUGAUCUUAAUGCAGAUGAGGAUACUUAUAUUUAAAUAGACACUUAAUUAAGUAAGAAAUUAUUUGAUAAAUUGGUUGAUAUUAAUAAUUUAGAAGAAUUUGAUAAGUAUUUAGUGAGUUAUUUCAUUUUUAAUAAUAUGAUUCGAAAACCAAAUAAUCCAGAAAUUUAUAUUAGAGAUGUAAUUAUAUUUAUUAAUGAAUAGGAUAAUAGUAAUUAUUAAUAUUGGAAAAAGAUGUUGGAUGAAUUGGGUAUUAAAAAUGGAGAAUAAUUUUCAAGGUUUUUGAAUGUGCUUAGAUUAAAGAAGAUGAAUAUUGUGAGUAGGAAUAAUGAGAAAUUACAAUAUGAAUAGGAUUUACAAUAACAAUUCGAGAUCUAAAAUAAUGAGUUGAUUGAAUGA